Molecule: messenger RNA, 639 nt
Organism: Priceomyces carsonii
Lineage: Eukaryota; Fungi; Ascomycota; Pichiomycetes; Serinales; Debaryomycetaceae
Product: U2-type spliceosomal complex subunit
Exons: 1
Coding region: 1-639 (212 amino acids)
Biological process (GO): mRNA cis splicing, via spliceosome
Cellular component (GO): catalytic step 2 spliceosome
Molecular function (GO): RNA binding
Source: RefSeq, a predicted model, not a curated record
AUGACAACAAAUCACAGGCCGACUCUAGAAAGUAAGAAGGGAAAAAAUAUACUGAUCACUGAUACUAUUGUCCAUUCAAGAUCGCUACCACAGCAAACGCAACUUAAAUAUCGAAAUGACUACAAAAAGAUUGACACGAAACUAAGCAGAGCAGCUGUUCUAGAGUUGAAUAAAGAACUUAGUCAGGGUAGAUCUGACAGUACAAACUCGACUAAAGACGUCAAUGAGAACUUAGUUAUACCUGAUGACGAAGACGAAAAAGGAGCUGAUGGAGAAAGUCAACUUUAUGGGAGUGAAGAUAACGAAAAUGAUUCGGAAUAUUCUAGCGAAGAUUCUGAAGACUCUGAGUAUGAAACUGUUGCCUUAAUGGCAGAACUAGAAAAGGUGAAGGAAGAAAAAAGACUAAAAAAAAAUCAGGAGGAACAAAGAGUUAAAGUAGAGAAUGCGAAGGUGUCUAAUCCACUAGUGCCACUAUCUAAAACGAAAUUACCUGAUGAUUUUAAAGUUAAAAAGGAUUGGAGAAAUUCAACUGCUUUUAAAAAAACUAACUCACCUAAAAAAGGAGACGACGAUUCAUACACUAAUGAUACAUUAAAUUCAGAUUUUCAUCAAAAAUUUUUAUCUAAAUAUGUCAGAUAA